Lates calcarifer (barramundi perch) is the source of this 3024-nucleotide messenger RNA. RefSeq lists its product as uncharacterized. Gene Ontology annotation, cellular component: precatalytic spliceosome. NCBI's taxonomy places the organism in Eukaryota, Metazoa, Chordata, Actinopteri, Centropomidae. Gene Ontology annotation, molecular function: double-stranded RNA binding; single-stranded RNA binding. The record is from RefSeq and is a predicted model, not a curated record. The transcript has 11 exons. Bases 693 to 2879 code for a protein of 728 amino acids.
CAACUUUCUGGUUUGAGGUGGUCUCAAAACCGAAAAGGAAAAAUGCAUUCAUGCUCCUUGCGUAACAAAGGAACAGCCACAGAAAAGUACCCGAGAGACACCUGCAGCUUGUUCCAGAGUUACCCGACAAAGCUUGCACAUUUUUUUCAAACAUUUUGGGGAUAUUUUUUUUUUGGUUGGAAAAAUAAUUUUCCUCUUUUGUUGGGUAGUGUUGGUAACAUCAGCACUGAGCUGUUUUGACACAGGAGGCCAAGCCUGUUAUGCCUUGCCAGGAUUUUUUUCUUGCAGAGUAAGUGUUACUAUACCAUAAUUUCUCUACCUGAAGACUAUUGCACAGCAACAUCAAAGAUACAGAAGAUUUCAUCCAGUGUUUGUUUCAAAGAUAUCACUUCUGUGUUAAUGUAAGUAAAGCAAAAUUUGAACUGAAGCGUUCAGUGCUGUACCAGUUUAGACCAUGCAUUCGCAGUAGUCGGAUAUCUGAUGUCAAAAUGUAAACUGGAGAGUUGAACCCUUCUGACUGCAGUUACAGUACAGCAGUCGUCAUUUAUUACCUCCCUCACACCUCUUUACUUGUCAGAUGCAUAGGCUAUGAGAUCAUCCACAAGGAAGGCUUAAGGGAGAUGGUUGUGAAAUCGAGUGCAUAUUGAGGCACUUCAUUUUGCAAACGCAAUGCUCCGUUCUCACCAAACCUCAUGAAACUGUGUCGUGUCAAGCUUGUGGUGGUACUGGAGAAGAUUAAACACAGGAGAAGAUACAGGCAGGCAGUCAGAAAACACAUUGUGCCGGAAUUUAAGGACAUUUUACAAUAUCUGGAUUACUUGAAGAUUGAUGAGCCCAUUAUUGGCUUGAGCUAUUUAGAGGAAGUGCCUGGCACUGACUCGCGACCAGGCCCCAGAUACUCAUGCAGGCUGUGUCAUCUGGCUGCAAACCUACCAGAAAUGGUCCACCACGUGAUUGGGCGUAAACACAGGCAGAAAUAUAUGGAGGUGAAACGGCCAGACUUGGUAACCUGGGAUAAACAAUCCAUAAUAACCCAAGGAGGAAAGAUCAUACGAGCCAGAGCAGAAAUAAUAGAGAGACAGGAUGGUCGAGGAAAUCCACUGCCGAUGCCGAACAGAGGGGUUCAAGUUCCCCCAAGGCAGAGGCAAAAUAGGGACCGAAAUAUUACACAGCGAGACGUGCCCUCGCUCUUACCAGAACUCAAUGACUAUCAGGAUGAGUACUCUCGCCGAGGGGGGUAUCCCCCAGUUUACUCAGAUACACCCCUAUUCCACCCAGACGAACCGUACAUGAACAGAGACAGCCAGGUGUACCAACGGGAGGAUAGUCUCAGCCGUGACCACAUGGAGGAGGAGCUGUACCAGGCUGAUCUCAGAGAAAAUAAUACGUACAGACAGGAACAAAAGGACCCUAAUUAUCGUAGGGAAUAUGGUGAAGAGCCACAAAGAAAAGCCAUGCUCGAGCCAGGUGGUGUCAACAGGUAUGAUCAGAGGGAGGAGAUGCCGAUGCCCCACAGCCAGACUCAGCACGUAGAAUAUUACCCAGAGGAGGCUCCUCCUUACAGAAAACCCUACCCAGAGAGAGAUGCUCUGAAGGAAUUCUACUCUGAGGAAGUUAGGCGAGGGCGAGUUCGUUCAGCUGACUAUCAGCCCUCACAGCCGAUCUAUGCAGAAGAUAAACACCAGUGGUCUCUGGACAGAGAAUCUGGCAGACAUGACAGUAUGAACAGAGCAGGUAGGCAAGGAUCGAGUGAACCAGAGGCCAAGAGGAGGAGCUUUCCCACACCUGUGGAGGAUGACCGAGCGCAUGACCAUUUGUUUAAUAUUAUCAAAGAUUAUCAGCACAAACCAAGAGAACCACAUCAAGAGCUAGCGGUUUCUAACCCUGGGCCAAGCAGGGCAGGACCCCCUUCCUCCCAGAGACGAGUGGAAGUUACUAGGACCAUGUCUGACAUCCCAGAGCCAUUCAGGCGCUUUCUGACAGGGGCCACUAAUAAUGACCGACUGGGUAAAAGAAAAAGAAAAAGUCGCUUCUCUGAUGCCACUGCAGAGGAGGUGGAAAUGACAAAGGAGAUGUUCAGUGAUGAAUAUGGACCUCCCGAUUUAAAGUUUGGCGGUCGUCCUAGACCAGUCAGUGUACCACUGAGACCUGACAUCCAUAGAUCCCAACAUCCUGACGUCUACACAGAAUCACAGGUCACACAUCACACUGAAAGCUACCAAAGAGGAGACUCUGGAUCAGAGGGUGUUUUUGACAUGCUGAAAAGCAUUGAAAUUGAGAAUGCAGAAGAAGCUGACUUCCUGAAGAACAAACUUUGCAGCCUUCUGAGAGAGUUCAAGGCCAAAAAAUCAGAGAAGGCUGUGCAAAAUAGCCAAGUACGAGCAGUCCUCAACAACGACUACAACAGCUUAAAGCCUGACCAGCAUCUGUCUCCACGACACCAGUAUGAGAGAACACUCAGAGAAGAUUCAGACCUUAGACGACCACAAGACUCCAGUUACAAAGAUGAUCACAGGGGACGAGGCUGGAAGCAGCACGAGUAUAUACCUGAUAAACGGUUCCAAGAAUACCACAGUCCUGCACGUGGGGAACCCGGUCACUCAAACAGAAGCCGCUAUGAAGAAUUUUUUGAGUCCUCCAAAAUGUCUCGAACACUACAUGCCACCCACCCAGAUGAGUCAGUACACUAUCCUGAAAGGUUUCAAGAACCCAUGCACCCUCAUGACUACAGACCUGCUGCUGAGGAGUAUUUUGACUCCCACUCUUCUUCACCUUCCCUACACAUGGAACAAGAGACAAGAAUGCACAGGGGCCCUCGGUACUCCAAGAACCUGGACAAAAUAACCUCCACCCUCCUGGAGCUUGUGGCAAGGAAAUAAUCAUCAGAUGUCCAUAGAUGUUCUGUAAACUAAAUAUUUGUGUGCAAACAUGAUUUGAUUUGAAUUUCCCUCUUCCUUUUUUUGGUUCUUGAAAUGUUUUCAAGUCUGAAUGUUUAUGUAAACAUUAAAACAUUUGUCUACUGCA